This is a messenger RNA of Mytilinidion resinicola, 714 nucleotides long. RefSeq lists its product as uncharacterized. The record is from RefSeq and is a predicted model, not a curated record. NCBI's taxonomy places the organism in Eukaryota, Fungi, Ascomycota, Dothideomycetes, Mytilinidiales, Mytilinidiaceae. Bases 58 to 714 code for a protein of 218 amino acids. The transcript has 2 exons.
CAGCAGACCAGAAACACCCCAAGACCGCCGGGAACAAUUCGAGUCGCACCCGUCAAAAUGAGCGAACUCGUCUUCGCAAAGCAGUUCCUCACAGCCCUCGACUCGCGCCCCAUCAAGCUCUCCAGCGAUCACAUCGCCGACCCGCGGUCAUAUCCCGCCUCAAACGCCUACACCCUCCCCCGCCUCCCCCCCGGCCACCCCUCCAAACCCCUCCGCAAAUCCCCUACGAACCCGGCAGCCACCAGCCACUCCAUAACCCUCAAGCCCCUCAAGCCCUCCCAACCCACCAUCACCCUCCCCUCGCAACCCCCCUCCACCUCCAUCUACGAUCUCAAAGCCGCCUACGCCGCCCAGACCUCCACCGACAUCGCCAAGAUCAAGGUCCUGUACAAGAAGAAGCCCGUCGCCGAUUCGAAGAUCUUAUCCGAGCUCGCGGGCGAUAACGUCGGGGCUGCGCUGGAGUUUGGGGUUAUGAUAUUGGGGGGUGGGGUGGGGGGCACGCCGGUGGGGACGCCGCCGGUGGAGAUACCGCAACCAUUGAUGGGGGAGAAGGAGGUAGGAGCGGUGGCGCAGGGGCCGAGUGGGGCAGAGGAGUUGCGGACGGAGGAGUUUUGGAGGGAUUUGAAGGGGUUUCUUGUGCAGAGGUUGAGGGAUGAGGGGGAGGGGGAGAGGUGGGCGAAGGCGUUUAGGGGGGUUUGGGAGAAGGAGGGUUGA